CAUGAGGGUCGCACAGAGCUGUAGAAGAGCCCUCCAGCCCCUGUGUCUAGUUAUACACAUGGGAAUGUUGCCUCUUGCCCCUCUACAUUGUGAAGUUUAGCCAAGUCCAUCUGGCCUUUCACCUCUCACAUCCCAGAGAGUACCUAGAACUCUCAGCCUCAGGACCUGUCUUCCUGCUUCACUCAGGAACCCUCCCUCCUCUUGGGUAUCCUGCCUACCUCCCAGAGGUUAAUUUUUCCAAGCCCACAAGGCAAGCUCAUCUUCAUCAAAACUGAAUUCAAUCCUCCCAAGCAAGAGGCCUUGACCUUUAGUUUAGGUAACCCAAGAUAAGUCCUCUUGGUUCUCCAGCCUGGGCUUCAGCUACCCCCAACUCUCUUUCUCAGUCAUCAUUGAAGUCUGGAAGGCUCUGGAGGUAGAGAACUGGAACUAUCCAUUACAAAAAACACCAGUGUAAUUCCUAAAUAAGGCCUCAUCUUUUCUCAAAUUUAAACAGAAUUUUAAAGACAAGCUCAAGGGUUAGUUUGUCCAACAAGCAACAACUUCUCUACAAUCUGCCAGAAGGCCAAGUAAUGCUACAAGAUGCAAUUCCCCCAAGUCGGCACCAGGUGUCGCUGUGAGCUCGUUGUCCCGACUACCCCCCAAUUCCAAGAACCAUUUUUUUCCUCCCCCUUGCUUCUCUUUCUCUUUCCACCCCCCCCCCCCGGGCUUUGCCAACAUAUCAAGAUGCGUUUCGCCGGCUUCCAUCACUAACCUCCCGGAGGUCAUCAAGCCAAAUUUAUGAGUGGCCGCUCCAGUCACGUGACUCUAUUUAAGGCUCCCUUAUUUGGGAAGAGCGCAUAGGAUAAAGAAAGAGAUAUCUCCACCUAUAAAUUGUGCACUUUGGAGAACAAAAACCCCUCAACUUCAAAGAGUCACAAAUCACCCUUAAUCAAAAAGGGUGCAGAAAUUUUUUUUGGGCCCUCCCCGCCAUGAGCUCCUACGUAGCCAAUUCAUUCUAUAAGCAGAGCCCCAAUAUCCCUGCCUAUAACAUGCAAACUUGUGGGAACUAUGGAUCGGCCUCAGAGGUGCAGGCAUCCAGGUACUGCUACGGCGGAUUGGACUUAAGCAUCACUUUCCCACCGCCUGCGCCUUCCAACUCUCUCCACGGGGUAGACAUGGCUGCCAACCCCCGGGCUCACCCCGACCGCCCCGCCUGCAGCGCCGCGGCCGCUCCGGGACACGCUCUGGGCAGAGACGAAGCGGCUCCUCUGAACCCUGGGAUGUACAGUCAGAAGGCGGCUCGCCCAGCGCUGGAGGAGCGAGCUAAGAGCAGUGGGGAGAUCAAAGAGGAGCAGGCGCAGACAGGGCAGCCUGCCGGACUGAGCCAGCCACCGGCCCCGCCACAGAUUUACCCGUGGAUGACCAAACUGCACAUGAGCCACGAGACGGAUGGCAAGCGGUCCCGAACCAGUUACACGCGCUACCAGACCCUGGAACUCGAGAAAGAAUUCCAUUUUAACCGCUACCUCACUCGCCGCAGGCGCAUAGAGAUCGCCAACAACUUGUGUCUCAACGAGAGACAGAUCAAGAUCUGGUUCCAGAACCGCAGGAUGAAGUGGAAGAAAGAUUCCAAAAUGAAGAGCAAAGAGUCUCUUUAGAGGAAGCAGGGAGCCCUCAGAGAGCACCCGGGUCGGCUGUGGUCCCCGCGCCCUUCCUUUCCGGUUUUCCUCCUUCUAGAUUUUGAGGUGGAGGCUAGAGCACUGGCUCUGGGCCUCCCAGACAAAAAGCGCAUUUCUUUGGCAUUCCGAGUCCCCAUAGACCCAGGGUUCUGCAGGACAGCCUGCACUGCCUGUCUUGUCUCAGCUCAGCUGAGCACCUCAGGCCCGGGGCACAUUCUUGUAGGGCGGGUACUGGAUAAGCCUCAGCCUGGGCUGCCUCUCUGGGCCCUAGCUCGGCUAGCAUGAGUUAAGGUGAGACAGACUGGCUGUAACCCCUUCUCCCCGACCUCCACUUCACCCUCUUCUUUGUUCUUGCCUAGGCUGGCCAGGCUGCUGAAGGCUGGUUGUGCCAGGCAGAGGCUAUGGCGAGAAUGGGGUGCUUUCAACUAACCUUUAUAACUUCUAAACUCGUCUUUGCUCAUGAAUUAUUUGCAUAUGAAAGAGGGAGAUAAGUGAACGUGGGCCUGUCGUCCCAGAGGUUGUCCUAUGCUCUCUAACCCUUCCAACCCUCCCCAAAGUCCGGGACUUCCCUAGCCUGGCUUGCUGCAUGCACUCUCAGGUUCGCAGUCCCAGCCUGCUAGCUAGCUCAACUAUUGGGGUCUCUUGCCUUUGGUCCCUAGCAAGUGGUUCUUUGAGGCUUUUUGCUAUCCUAUAUAUCUUGCCAUGACUUUCUUACCUUCCUGCCCCAUUGCAGUUGCCCAGCUAUUUAUUGACUCCAAGUCCUUCCUGAAACUAUAUUUUGUCAUAUCAAAUAAAGCCAGAAAAAGAACAGGACUGAAGAUUCAAUGACUUCUGUCUGUUUAGGGCAUGCAAUGAGUAGCUGUGUCUAAAUAGGCUCUGAGAUGAAUAGAGAGGCCCUGUCCUUAAGCCAUCCCUUAAAAAAAUAUUUUUAAACAGGUUUAGGAGAAGCAAGAAUAGGGAACAAUGUAACUGAGUUCUUUUCUUGAUUCAUGGCUCCAAGAAGGCCUCUGGGUGAAGGGGAGUACACUUGAGGACUCCUGUACUGUUGUUUCCAUAUGCUGUGGGUGUCUAAGGCACCCAGACUUUUCUAUACCCUACUCUCAACGUUGGCUAAAGAGACUUGAGGCUUCUAGACUGUCUGUAGUCUGUACUUUAUGGCACAACAUAGGAACUCGUGGCUCCACUGACUUAGAUUCUGGCCCUUCUGGAUCUGGGUCAUCCCUGAGGGUCCUUUCUGGACAUAGAAGAAAGGCUGAGCCCUCAAUCAAGGGCCAUGUUUGAUGCCAGAAGGAUUCCCAGUAAUAGUAGGUAGGUUCUGCUUGGUAGAGAGGUGUUGGAGAAGGGGAAUUGGCCAUGGUUUGAGAUGUUCUUCAGCUUUCUAAGAUACGGGAUGGGGCAAAGGGGGACUAGGAGAAUUGUGAAUGCAACCUGCAGUGUGUGCCUGCCUUAGAGAAAACAUGCAGACUGCUCGCUGUCUUCUAGGGUCUAAGCCAAUGAAGGACAGUUCACUGGAGUAAGACCUGGGUAGACCAGUGCAGGAGCCGUGUCUGUUUGCCAUCAUCUAUCAGUCUCUGAGAUUUUGUAUAAAGGGGAGGGUAGCCUAUAAGAGCGGGAACACAGAUAAUUCAGGUGGGGCUGGCUUAGGCUUAGCUCAGCUUCAUCCCAGGCUCCACGAGAUGAAGGAGGAAGUACUUUACAGGAGAAACAAAUGCGGGAUGGGGCCAUAAAACUUUACUGCAUUUCCUCUGCAGCCUCCCACAAUGGGGUGAUUUCCUGGAGCCAAGCUUAGGCCCCACACUGAAGGAGUGGGGAUCUGAAACUGGGCAAAGGGCUGCUCUACGCUAGGACAGAAAGGGAACAGAGUGGCUCUGGGGAGGGGCGGGGAGAUUUCUUUUCAUGAUUAUUAAUGCUUAUGCUCUUUGGAUUUAUUAAAGGUCUGACUUCACUGCAUCCCACUGUCUAAGCAAUGUGUCUGUCACUUUUAGAAGACUCAAGAGCCUGUUCUCAUCCUAUGCUUAGCAUGUAGGAGGUCUCAGCACAUGUUUGUCGAGCUGCACCCCACGACCAUCCUUCCCUUCCCUUCACUCUGUGCUCAGGCAAGGUUAGAGCACUGCCAAAGUCUCCCCUCAACUUGCACUCUGCAGGCAUGCAGCCCAGCCCUAGCUAACCCUCCUUCCUCUCUCUCUCUCUGAGAGAGAGAGAGAGAGAGAGAGAGAGAGAGAGAGAGAGAGAGAGAAAUAAAACGUGUGGUUUUCUUCAGGGAGUUAUUUUAAUUUUUCCUACAUGCUGCGUAAAACUAUUGGGUGAGCAUUGAAGCAUGAAGAAGCACUGGCAGCUCAGAUGGGUAACAGUUAAGUAAAGAAGAGAUUAUGGCACCCACACUCACCAAUUCCAGCCUCCCAGACUUCAGGAGGAGUUGUGCUUCCUCCCCAGGGUGGGCACACCAGGGCUUGAUGAGAAGGGAAUAGGGGUGAUAUUGAUCAGACCACCCUAGCAAAGUUGACUAGCACUCUAUGAGUUCCUUGCCCCCCCCACCCCAGUGCAGACCGAACCUCUUAUUCCCUGGAGGAGCUAGCUGAAGGACUGUCUCAGCUUGCCCAGGCUUGAGGGGGGUGGGACUGUGCCUCCAGCUCCCUUCCUUCCUAUUUCAGGCUUGAGCCCUUGUCUAUCCACAGCUGCAGCAGUUUGAUAGAGGCAACCAAGGCAGAAGACACAAAGCCAGAGACCUCAGACCUCCCCUUCACUGGGGGUGGGGGGUGUAGCCUAGAAACUUACUUUCUCUCUGACCAGAAGCUUCUGCUUGGGGUCUACCCACCAAGCUGCCCCUGGACCAACUUUCAACUUCCAGGCCUUAACAGUACUCUGAAAGAGUAAAAUGAAGGGGCUCCUGGGUCCCAAAAGGUGACAGGAGCCCGCUUCUCUAUUUUUUCCUUAGAACCCACCCACUCUGGCAGCAGGAAAAAGGGGGGAAAUCAUGACUUACCUUCCCCGGGGAGUGGGAAGAGGGGACACGGCCCACUCUGAGCAAUUAGAGGAGAAAAAAUAGGAAGAAAAAUAUCAACAGGACCUCGAAGGAAAACAUCAGGUCCUUAGAGAAAUAAGUAAGUAAGUAAAUAAAUAAAUAAGGAUCCACCUUCUCCCCCCUCCCCACCCUGCUAGGGGGUGUGGAGGAGGGGCAAAGGAGCAGCACAAGGGCUUUUUAGUGCAACUGAGCAUUAGAGAAAUAGGAAAGCCUUCUAUGUGAAUUUAGGAGUUUGAAACUUUUGGAGGUUAUUUAUGUGAAUAGCCUGAAGGCAAGCCCGUGAGUGGCUCUUGGGGGACCACGUGAUGUCAUUAAACCAAGUUUUAUGGUGUAGGGAGAGCUGACAAACCCACAAUAUAUUUACAUCAUAUAUAAUCUUAACUGUCCAGCCACGCAGCUGCUGGUGAGGUUUAAUGCUAGGACAGAGGGCCUGGCAGUUAGAGGGGACUACGGCGCUGGGGAUGAUGGUGAGAGAGGUUACGUCUUCGCAAAUGAAUCCCAGGCGAUCGCUGUGAGUUAAUUCUCUGCCCCCUUUCUCUGUUUCAGACCCUUUCUCCUAUUUACCUAACUCCCUCCCGACUUGAAAGAAGAGGAUUCUCCCUCAUUAAGGGGAAAAGGAAAAAGGCCUCCCCAGACUUCCUCAGGCCCUGGGUGGGAGAAGGGGGAAGGCUGCUGAGAACUAGAAAGAUGGAGGGCCUUGUCUUCCUAGAUCAUACCUCCCCUCUGUAGCCUUCACUCCGCCUGGCUGCUACUCAGCUGGGCUAGAAAGAGGCCGCGCACCUUCAGAGUUUUGCAAGGUCUUCCUGCUCCUCUGUGGAUUGGAAAGACACGCCAGAGCCAGAAAUGUGGCUGUUUAGUUGUGGGGCUCUACAAACCCUAAAUACAAGUGCAAAAUGCUUCUGGGGUUCUCUGUUCCAUGGAGAGGCCACUUGGCCUCUGGAAAAGUACAAUGCAGAGUGGGAAGCUGGGGAGAAAGACAGGGAAAGACAGCUUUGUAGUUUCAGAACUCACAGACUGCUGCUUAGACUGAUCUCACAGGCUAGGUGGGCCUCCAAAGUCCAGGGCCUGAGUGUGUCUGGGGCCCUUAAUGCUUAUACCUUUCCCCAAUGCUACUUACUUAGUUCCUCCCAGCAGCCCCAGCCUUGCCUAGGUAAAGCUAGGCCCUGGAGACCUAGAGGUCUCUGCUUAGUGUGCAGCAAAGAUAUGUUGGAUUUCGGUAAGGAUGGAGGCAACUUAUUUGCUAGGCUCCGAAAAGUUUUCUACCUGGGGGUGGGAAGAAAAGAGGUUUUGGCUCCUUAGGACUGGAACCAGCAAGAUCCUGCUUAUGAAAGUACCCUGGAGGGGGGGGGGUCUCCUUUUAAGUUUAUAUCAAGGAGUGGCAAAGGUAGCAAAAGCAAAAGGCAUGUGCCCCUCAUACCUGUAAGGUGUACUUCCAAGGACAUUAGGGGAGCUAAUCCAGAAAAGUAGUGACUUGUGACUCAGGGUACUUAUGCAUUGGCUGGAAACAGGGAAGAUUUGUAAAGACUGGAAGCCAGAGGGUUUCAAAGGGGAGUAGAGGGGAGCAGCCUUCCAGAAGAAAGGACUGCUUUGGGUGAGAGGGAUUUGUGUGCACCUGCUUUGUGGAGAGAUGCAGUUGUGGAGAAAAGAUGUCAUGCUGCUAGCACA
This is a messenger RNA of Arvicanthis niloticus (Nile rat), 6345 nucleotides long. RefSeq names its product homeobox C5 (gene Hoxc5). Gene Ontology annotation, molecular function: RNA polymerase II cis-regulatory region sequence-specific DNA binding; DNA-binding transcription factor activity, RNA polymerase II-specific. NCBI's taxonomy places the organism in Eukaryota, Metazoa, Chordata, Mammalia, Rodentia, Muridae. Gene Ontology annotation, biological process: anterior/posterior pattern specification; positive regulation of transcription by RNA polymerase II; embryonic skeletal system morphogenesis. Gene Ontology annotation, cellular component: nucleoplasm; nucleus. The record is from RefSeq and is a predicted model, not a curated record.